AUGAUCCAGUUAGAAGAUAUUCGCCCACUAGCAAAGAUGCCCUCCCUCUUGUCCACAGCCAUCACCAUUCUGGCUGCCUCUCAGGGGGUUCUAGCAGCCUGCACUAAUCCUUCCGUCCGCAAAUCUUGGUCCGCCCUGACUGACGAUGAGAAGACCUCGUACAUUAGCGCGACCCUUUGCUUGAUGGACCCUGCCCAGGCUCCUGCCAAGACCGGGUAUGCUGGCUCCACGACUCGCUGGGAAGAACUCCAGGCUGCCCACGUCUCUCAGGCUCAGUUUGUUCACUCUGUCGGCGCCUUCUUCCCUUGGCACCGUUGGUACAUGACAGUCCAGGAGAAGCUCCUCCGCGAUGAGUGCGGCUACACUGGCCCCAUGCCAUACUGGGACGAACAGGCUGAGCAAGCCGUCCUGCCCUUGGAGAACGCGAGCAUCCUGAACGCCAGCGCCACGGCCGGCUUUGGCUCCGCUUCCCUUGACGCGAACGGCUGCGUUGUUGAUGGACCCUACACCAAUGUCAGACUGACUCUCGACACCGAGCUCAACCGUGUCGCCCCUGUCUGCCUGAGCCGUGACUUCAAGCAGAAGCAGUACGAUCAGGUCGCUCAGAAGAUUAUCGAUGCAUGCAUGGCUCUGGAGGACUAUGUGAACCUGAACAACUGCUUGGGUGCCUCCCCUCACACUGGUGGCCACUACGCCAUCGGCGGUACUAUGGACGACCCCUCGCUCUCACCCGGCGACCCGCUCUUUUUCCUCCACCACACCAACCUGGACCGUCUCUGGUGGCAGUGGCAGGCUCAGAACGAGUCCCGUCUGACUGAUAUUGGCGGUAAUAACGUCGCUCAGGGUUUCUUCUGGUCUAGCGUGCAGCCCUCCUCCCUCGGUGUCAACGCAUUCCUGCCCUACUUCAAUGACAAUGGCAAUGAGACCACGCUCAACCAUGUCAUGUGGAUGGCUGGUAUUGCCGAGAACAUCACCAUUGCUGAAGUUAUGGACAUCAAGAGCGAUGCCAUCUGCAUCGAGUACCAGUGA
Molecule: messenger RNA, 1029 nt
Organism: Colletotrichum lupini
Lineage: Eukaryota; Fungi; Ascomycota; Sordariomycetes; Glomerellales; Glomerellaceae
Exons: 6
Coding region: 1-1029 (342 amino acids)
Molecular function (GO): oxidoreductase activity
Source: RefSeq, a predicted model, not a curated record